This is a messenger RNA of Eleginops maclovinus (Patagonian blennie), 2969 nucleotides long. RefSeq names its product ankyrin repeat and BTB (POZ) domain containing 1 (gene abtb1). Lineage: Eukaryota; Metazoa; Chordata; Actinopteri; Perciformes; Eleginopidae. The coding region runs from base 723 to 2111 and encodes 462 amino acids. The record is from RefSeq and is a predicted model, not a curated record. Gene Ontology annotation, cellular component: cytoplasm; ubiquitin ligase complex. Gene Ontology annotation, molecular function: protein binding. The transcript is spliced from 15 exons.
CAGUGCAUCCAGUAUCCUACGGGCGAAACCUAUCAUCCGUUCCCACACUCCACCCAUAUGGGAGGAGUGCGGAGGGUUAAAGGUCCAGGUGCUGCUUUGGUCUUGAAGGUAAGUAGUCAGUUCAUGGUCAUCAGAUUUGAUCUGAAGUUCCUUGCAUGCCCCUAUGAAGUUUGUUCCCUGGUCAGAACGGAAGAGGCGGACAGGGCCACGAACAGCUGUGAAUCUCCUUAGUGCAUUAACAAAGCUUGAGGACAGAGACUCGAGCACUUCGAUAUGCACAGCUCUUGGUGACCAUGCAAGUAAAGAUGACAGCCCAGCGUUUAUUCUCUGCAAUGCCACCUCGCGUGCGUCUUGUGCUUAUGGUCCAUGGACCAAACACAUCAACACCGACAUUUGUGAAUGGAGGGCCUGGCUCGAGUCGUUCAGCAGCCACAGUCCAGCAGAGCGAACAGCGCCCUCUGUCAGAUGUCUUCCCUGAUGAGCGACCUUUUCAUGGGUAAGUCAGCCAAAGGAAUGCGUCCUCCAACUCUUAGCAGGCCGUCUGAGUCCACAAUUGGAUUCAGUUUCCUCAGAGGACUUGACUUUGGGACGACUUCACCUCUGGAAAGGCAUUUCAUCUCCUCUGCAAACGCAUCAUGUUGAGCAUUUCUGCCAAGACAGCAGCACAAAGUUCGAGCCGUGGAACAGUGUGUGGGGGAUGAGGAGCCAGCUUUGACUUGCCCAUGACAAAUCCAAUAUAUCUUGUUGAACAAAGAGACGUGGACCUCAAUGUGAGAGAUAAAUGGGACAGCAGCCCUUUGUAUUAUGCUUGUCUCUGUGGCCAUGAUGAGCUGGUCCAGUACCUGUUGGCUAGUGGUGCUAGGUGUGAAGCCAACACGUUUGAUGGCGAGAGGUGUUUGUAUAGCUGUCUGAAUGAAUCAGUGCCACGCCUGCUCAAAGACUAUAAGUGUAUCACUGUGCGCGCCAUGCAGAGGGAUGAUUAUAACUACUUCCUGCAUAUGUUACUGGAGCAGGGUCUACACAGCGAUGUCAAGUUCCUGGUUCAUGGACAAAUAUUUACAGCCCACCGAUGUGUUCUCAGCGCUCGCUCAGAGUACUUCACUGAUAUGUUUGAGACCAAAUGGAAAGGGAAGAACCUGAUCACACUCAAACAUCCGUUGGUGAACCCUUCAGCUUUCGGAGCGAUCCUGCAGUAUUCCUACACUGGACGAAUGGAUAUUGAUAUAAGCCUUGUGGAGGACUGCAGGCGACUCGCUAAACAGUGUAAAAUGGAAGUCUUUAUUGAGGAGCUGGAAAAUAAAUGCAAGCAGCUGUAUGAAUUUGUGUCCAACAAGCCAGGAAUCUGUGUUAAGGUUCUCACCCUGGAGCCUCACAUCUCUCAGCUUCAGGAGGAGAUGGCUCAGUUAGCAGACUGUGCACUUCCCAUUGAACUAAGAGUUGGAUUUGGUGAACUUCCCUUUAACGGAGUCGACAGCUUCCCUACUUAUCCUGACUUCUGCUUCAGGGUUGAUGGUUUCGACUUCCUAUGUCAUAAGGCAUUUUUCUGCGGACGUAGUGAUUACUUUAAAGCCUUGCUGGAGGACCACUUCAGUGAGGGAGAGCAGCUGCAGUCCCAGCCCAGCACUCCAGUCAUCACUUUACACAAUAUUUCCCAUGAAAUAUUCAUCCACGUCAUGUUUUACAUCUACACUGAUAACACAGAGUUAAUUACAGAGGAUGUUUUUGAUGUGCUGUGCGUGGCUGACAUGUAUCUGCUGCCGGGGCUGAAGCGUCUUUGUGGGAAGACCCUCGCUAAGACUAUUUGUGAAGACAACGUUCUGUACAUGUGGAAGAUGGCAAAACUUUUCCGUCUCUCUCGGCUGGAAGAUCAGUGCACCGAGUUCAUGGCCAAAAUCAUUGAGCGGCUGGUGGAGCAGGAAGAGUUUGCAGAAAUCAUCAAAGAGGAUGCUGCAUCAGUGGAGGACCGACAUGAGACUGACUCCAUCCCCCUUGUGGAUGAAAUCUGUUUCCACAUCGCCAGCAAUGUGCAGACUUACAGCGCAAUCGAGGAGGCUAAUCAGAGACUGGAAGCCUUGGAGGAGCUGCUCACCAGCAUCAAUAUUGAAUGUUGAGGGGUUCUAGUUUGUGGCUGCCGCAGAGCUGGAAGUUUUAAGUUUUACGGUGGAUGCUUUGGGCAUAUGGGGGUGCAAACAUCUGUAGAAAGAGAAAAGAUAGGUCUUUGAGUUUGUAAGUUUCAUUUUAUUUACAGUAUAUUGUACAGAAUAUAUAUUUUUCGAGAGAUGUUCUGGUGCAUAUUCAGCUAAAGCUCAAAUAAUUCUUUGAGUGAUACAUAUAAAAAGAUACAGUAGAUGGUGAAAAGUAGCACGUUCUGCAGGAUGUGUGCAAUAUAUUUACAUGAAAAUAUCUUUCAAUAACCAAUGCAUGGAUUCAGCAGGUGCUCAAAUUUAGACUACCUUGUUAUUUAAGCAAUUUUAAAAUGUACUUUGGCUCCAACAAACCAGCGCUUAUGAAGAACUUUAUGAAAUGUUAUGUUUGUUCACUUCAUAUAUCCAGAAACACUUUUUAAAUUCGAAAUCUUUAUUUCAAGUUUUAUGAUGUAUUUCAUGUGCAGAAGCAUGAAUUUUAGAUUGAAAAGCUUAACGUAACUGCACUAUUCAGUUAGUUAAAAUACUCCAGUGUGACACUUAUUCCUAUAUUUAUUGCCCUGACAUUUUCCUGCCAUUUGUUUAAGCAUUCAUUUGAAAGGAAAUUCCCCUGCUGUUUGUAUGAUAGCAUACCUCUCUCUCCCAGAGUGUGCUCAAGAAAAACAAAACAAACAAAACUGUAGAGUCCACCAUCAGCACAGGGACAUUUGAAGGAUUUGUUGUUUGUUUCAAAAUGGUAACUUCCAUUACUAAGUCCCUAUGCUUUUAUACAAAAUUGAUAAAAACUGCUUUUGGAUUUGGCAAUUAAAGGUAGCAUUGGAAGAA